This is a messenger RNA of Anopheles darlingi, 1054 nucleotides long. It is a transcript of the gene gfzf, whose product is annotated as glutathione S-transferase 1-1. The record is from RefSeq and is a predicted model, not a curated record. Gene Ontology annotation, molecular function: glutathione transferase activity. Bases 237 to 941 code for a protein of 234 amino acids. Lineage: Eukaryota; Metazoa; Arthropoda; Insecta; Diptera; Culicidae. The transcript has 2 exons. Gene Ontology annotation, biological process: glutathione metabolic process.
UGUACCCGCACGCACACGAGCUAACUGUACACGCUUGUAGCCGGUACUUUCCAUUUCGGCAUCCAACACUAGCAUAUACAACCGGUUUAAGCGAUCAACGGACAAGAGAUCGCUGUGGGUUUCGCAAGUGCAAGCUGCAUUCCAUCCGCCCAUUUUUUUGCAACGUCAUUACGCCGUUUCUGUUCCAUCUAGUUACAUCGGAAAUCCAUGCUCACUAAGCCGACAAAUAUUGGGCAAUGAAACUGUACGCCGUAUCCGAUGGACCGCCGUCGUUGGCCGUGCGAAUGGCGCUUCAGGCCCUGAACAUUCCGUACGAGCACAUCAGUGUCGACUAUGGCAAGGGGGAACAUAUGACGGAGGCAUACGAAAAAAUGAAUCCGCAAAAGGAAAUACCAGUUCUGGACGACGAUGGAUUUUUCUUGAGCGAAAGCAACGCCAUCCUGCAGUACCUCUGCGACAAGUACGCACCAACGAACGCACUGUAUCCGACGGAUCCAAAAGAGCGCGCCGUAGUAAACCACCGGCUGUGCUUCAAUCAGGCGUUCCUCUAUCCGCAGAUUUCGGCCUACGUCAUGGCACCGAUCUUUUUCGACUACCAGCGCACGGAGAUGGGUCUGAAAAAGCUUAACAUCGCGUUGGCCGCAUUUGAAACAUACUUGCAGCGUGGUGGUAUGAAAUAUGCCGCCAGCAACGGUCUCACGAUCGCCGACUUCCCGCUGGUGACCUCGGUAAUGUGUCUCGAGGCGAUCGCGUUCGAUGUGCGGACUCGCUAUCCGACCGUGUACGAAUGGUAUGCCGGCUUCAAGCGGGACCAUCCAGAACUAUGGUCAAUUGCAGCCCAGGGAAUGGAGGAAAUUGCUGAGUUCGAAAAGAAUCCUCCGGAUCUGAGCGGAAUGGUGCAUCCGAUUCACCCGAUCAGAAAGCAGGCUGCAAAAAAAUGAGGCAAAAAUGCUUGCCUCACCGUUGCAGCCUCCUUUCAUAUCGUGCACGGCAUAAAACGCUAGUUUUAGUCAUUUUUCACAGCAAAUAGAAAACGAUGCGAAAGCAACACGAA